GUCUCGCCAUCCCAUCCACCUUGACUCUUCUAUCUUCCUCCACCUUUUUCCUUCUCCCCCUCCUUAUCCUUCUCCUCCUCACGGGAUUCGGACCCGGAUUCCACCAUGCUCCUCUCGCACCUCUGGCCCGUGUGCCUCACGCUGAUCGUGGCCCGGGUCACCGCCGUCCAGGUCAACCCCUUGCCGGCCCCCCGCAAUAUCUCCUGGGCGUCUUCCGGGUCUAAGAAUCUGGCCGGCUUCGUCACCCUCCGCACCGCGCAGGAUACCCCGGAUUUUCUCCUUGCCAAUGCGUGGGAUCGCGCCUGGAAGACCAUUGUGGCGCUGCAGUGGGUGCCCGCCGCGACAGAAGCCCCGUUUCCUUCCUUCCAGCCCUUCCCCACGGCCACGGCCGCCGCCUCGUCCGGCGUCGCCCGGCGGGCCAAGCGGGCCUUGCCCUCGCUCCAGUUUGUGGAUGUGUCGGUGAGCGAUGUCACGGCGGACCUGCAGCAUGGCGUCGACGAGUCCUACACUUUGGAGGUGACUGAUGACUCCAACACGGUCAUCAUCCAGGCUCCCACCGUGUGGGGGGCGCUCCAUGCCUUCACCACGCUCCAGCAGUUGAUCAUCUCCGACGGCCAGGGGGGUCUGAUCCUCGAGCAGCCGGUCAAGAUCCAGGAUGCACCGCUGUACCCUUACCGGGGCAUCAUGAUCGACACCGGUCGGAACUUCAUCUCCGUGCCCAAGAUCUACGAGCAGCUAGACGCCAUGGCCCUCUCCAAGCUGAAUGUCCUGCACUGGCACCUGGACGAUACCCAGUCGUGGCCGGUGCAGAUCGACGCCUACCCGGAGAUGGUCCGUGACGCCUACUCGUCGCGCGAGGUCUUCUCGCACGCCGACCUGCGCAACGUCGUGGCGUAUGCCCGCGCGCGCGGCAUCCGCGUCAUCCCCGAGAUCGACAUGCCCAGCCAUUCCGCCGCCGGAUGGAAGCAGGUCGACCCGGACAUGGUGACCUGCGUCGACUCGUGGUGGUCCAACGAUGACUGGGCCCUGCAUACCGCGGUCGAGCCGCCGCCCGGCCAGAUGGACAUCAUCUACAACGGCACCUACACUGUCGUGCGCGACGUCUACAACGAGCUGUCCGACAUCUUCCCCGACCACUGGUUCCACGUCGGCGCCGACGAGAUCCAGCCCAACUGCUUCAACUUCAGCCGCUACGUCACCGAGUGGUUCGCCGAGGAUCCCGCGCGCACCUACAACGACCUGGCCCAGUACUGGGUGGACCAUGCCGUCCCCAUCUUCCAGAACUACAGCACCUCGCGCCGCCUGGUCAUGUGGGAGGACAUCGUCCUGUCGACGGAGCACGCGCACGAUGUCCCCAAGAACAUCGUCAUGCAGAACUGGAACAACGGCCUGGAGUACAUCGACAAGCUGACCGCUCAGGGCUACGACGUGAUCGUCUCCUCGGCCGACUUCAUGUACCUGGACUGUGGCAUCGGCGGCGGCUUCGUCACCAACGACCCCCGUUACGAUGUCAUGAGCAACCCAGACCCCAGCACCCCCAACUUCAACUACGGUGGUGCCGGGGGCUCGUGGUGCGCGCCCUACAAGACGUGGCAGCGCAUCUACGACUACGACUUCACCCAGAACCUGACCGAGGCUCAGGCCCAGCACAUCGUGGGGGCGGCCGCGCCAUUAUGGUCGGAACAGGUGGACGACGUGACCGUCUCGAGUCACUUCUGGCCGCGCGCCGCCGCGCUGGCCGAGCUGGUCUGGUCCGGCAAUCGCGACGAGCAGGGCCACAAGCGCACGACGCUGAUGACGCAGCGCAUCCUCAACUUCCGCGAGUACCUGGUGGCCAACGGGGUGCAGGCCACGGCCCUGGUCCCCAAGUACUGCCUGCAACAUCCGCACGCCUGCGACUUUUACCGCAACCAGAGUGCCGUCCAGUAGAAGACGACGGGGGAUCGAUGUACAUGAGAUGGAUCGAAUCUACGAUGGAUCUAGCGCGAGCUGAUGGCUCCAUAGCGAUCAAUGCACAUGAAAUGACCGAG
Messenger RNA from Aspergillus ibericus CBS 121593, 2030 nucleotides. Its product is annotated as beta-N-acetylhexosaminidase. Gene Ontology annotation, molecular function: beta-N-acetylhexosaminidase activity. The transcript has a single exon. Lineage: Eukaryota; Fungi; Ascomycota; Eurotiomycetes; Eurotiales; Aspergillaceae. The record is from RefSeq and is a predicted model, not a curated record. Gene Ontology annotation, cellular component: membrane. Bases 106 to 1929 code for a protein of 607 amino acids. Gene Ontology annotation, biological process: glycosaminoglycan metabolic process; carbohydrate metabolic process.